Molossus molossus (Pallas's mastiff bat) is the source of this 1195-nucleotide messenger RNA. It is a transcript of the gene XRCC3, whose product is annotated as X-ray repair cross complementing 3. The transcript is spliced from 7 exons. Bases 170 to 1195 code for a protein of 341 amino acids. The record is from RefSeq and is a predicted model, not a curated record. Gene Ontology annotation, cellular component: replication fork; Rad51C-XRCC3 complex. Gene Ontology annotation, molecular function: four-way junction DNA binding; ATP-dependent DNA damage sensor activity; ATP binding. Gene Ontology annotation, biological process: resolution of mitotic recombination intermediates; t-circle formation; telomere maintenance via recombination. Lineage: Eukaryota; Metazoa; Chordata; Mammalia; Chiroptera; Molossidae.
UGUCGCCUUAGCCUCACCCCAGCGGUGUCCCUGCAGAGGGAAGGCUCCUCCCACCUGUGGGCUGGCAGUGACCACCGCAAAGGGGACCCCAGAAGGUCUGAGUUGACAAGUUCAUCAGAAUUUGUGUCCCUGGGAAUUUGUUCGUCUUUGUGGCCAACCCCCUGAAGAAAUGGACUUGGAUCAGUUGGACCUGAAUCCCAGAAUUACUGCCGCAGUUAAGAAAGCCAAACUGAAGUCACUCAAGGAGGUUCUGCACUUUUCUGGACCAGACUUGCAGAGACUGACCGGCCUCUCGGGUCCUGACGUGCAGCACUUGCUGAGAAUGGUCUCCUCACACCUGCGGGGCAGCAGCAUCUUCACAGCACUCGACCUGCGCCUGCAGAAGGAGCGCUUCCCCGAGCAGCACCAGCGCCUGAGCCUGGGCUGCCCUGUGCUGGACGGGCUGCUCCGCGGCGGCCUGCCCCUGGGCGGCAUCACGGAGCUGGCCGGCCGCAGCUCGGCGGGCAAGACCCAGCUGGCGCUGCAGCUGUGCCUGGCUGUGCAGCUCCCUCGGCAGCAUGGAGGCCUGGAGGCCGGGGCCGUGUACGUCUGCACGGAGGACGCCUUCCCCAACAGGCGUCUGCAGCAGCUCAUCGCCCAGCAGCAGUGCCUGCGGACAGACGCUCCCGUGGACACGAUCAGGAGGAUCAAAUUUGGCGACCACAUCUUCAUCGAGCACGUGGCCGACGUGGACGCGCUGCUGGAGUGUGUGAGUAAGAAGGUGCCCAUGCUGCUGUCGAGGGGGAUGGCUCGCCUGCUGGUCAUCGACUCCGUGGCGGCCCCCUUCCGCUGUGAGUUUGACGGGCCGGCCUCGGCGUGCAGGGCCCGGGCUCUGCAGGCGCUGGGGGCCGCACUGCGCAGGCUGAGCUGGGCCUUCCAGAGCCCGGUGCUCUGCAUCAACCAGGUGACAGAGGCCAUGCAGGACACAGCACCUGGGGCCCCGGAGGAGCGCCUUGCCCCCGCCCUCGGCAUCACCUGGUCCAACCAGCUGCUCAUGAGGCUGAUGGCAGACCGGCACCGCCCCGAGGAGGACCCGCUGGGCCGCCACACCCGUACCCUGAGGGUAGUCUUCGCCCCCCACCUGCCCCCCUCUUCCUGUUCCUACACAGUCAAUGCUGAGGGUGUGAGAGGGACGCCUGGGACCCAGCCCUGCUGA